Molecule: messenger RNA, 429 nt
Organism: Drosophila persimilis
Lineage: Eukaryota; Metazoa; Arthropoda; Insecta; Diptera; Drosophilidae
Product: ATPase inhibitor mai-2, mitochondrial
Exons: 3
Coding region: 36-356 (106 amino acids)
Biological process (GO): negative regulation of ATP-dependent activity
Cellular component (GO): mitochondrion
Molecular function (GO): ATPase inhibitor activity
Source: RefSeq, a predicted model, not a curated record
UUAAAUCUUUUCAGAUCGUCUAAUAAAAACUAAGAAUGUUCGUUGUACGUCGUAGCGUUUCCCGCCUCUACCCCGCAGGGCUCCAGGUGGCCAAGAUGAGUAGCCAGCUGGGUGAUCUCGGCAGUGGAGCCGGCAGGGGCGGUGGCGGCGGUGGCUCCAUCCGCGAGGCUGGCGGCGCUUUUGGCAAGAUGGAGGCCGCCCGCGAGGAGGAGUACUUCUACAAGAAGCAAAAGAGCCAGUUGGAGAAAUUGAAGAACGACCAGAUCCACCAGGCCGAGUUCCACCAUCAGCAGAUCAAGGAGCACGAGGAGGCCAUUCAGCGCCACAAGAACUUCCUCGAGAACCUGCACAAGUGAGCGCCAGCUCGGAGAAAGCUCUCAAAUCACACAGACACGUGAUAAAUCGAGACAUUUACUUAAAUGCAUUUCA